Messenger RNA from Lodderomyces elongisporus, 210 nucleotides. RefSeq lists its product as uncharacterized. The transcript has a single exon. The coding region runs from base 1 to 210 and encodes 69 amino acids. The record is from RefSeq and is a predicted model, not a curated record. NCBI's taxonomy places the organism in Eukaryota, Fungi, Ascomycota, Pichiomycetes, Serinales, Debaryomycetaceae.
AUGGAAGGAUUAUUAAAUAAAGGAAAGGAACUUUACGACCAAGGUAAAAUCACCAACGAAGACGCUACUGACGCUUUCAAGCAAUUUUCCAAAGGUGGUGACUUCAAGACCAACGCUCAAGCUGCUUACAAAGACUACCAAGAAAACCACAAGGAUGACAGCAAGAAAAGUGACGACAAGAAGGAUGAAAAGUCAGAGGAGAAGAAAUAA